AUGUUGGACCCAGAUCUCUUGCAUCAGCUCAGCGGCCUCGCUGUGACGAUCGUCGUCGCCUUGCUCACGUUACCCGCCUUUGUUCGCGCCUGGAAAACGCGUAUUCGACCGGGGGCAGGCUAUAUCCAACUGGGCAGAGAUGAAGUUGGCUAUCAAGAUCGCGAUGGUGUCGCCACCGAGGAUUCUAUUCGGGCCUUCACGGACACACGGGCCAGAAUUGCGGUCUGGCUCGGAGCGGUUACAGGCCUGGCAGCAUCUAUCGCUGUGAAGAUUGUGGGCCUCAAGAGUCCUGACCACGCUGACACCCUCACUUCGCUGGACACCUGGACGGAACCGGCCUGCUGGAGAGAUACCACGGCGUUAUCCUUGGGGGUGCUCUAUUCUAUUCAACUGAUGGUGGCUGUGGUGACGGCAUGUGGCUUCGCCGCCGUUCCGCGGCGCCCCGAUAUUUAUGAUGAGACGGCACUUGUCGAUCAACAGCACACGCUCUCCCUCCUGUCCCUUUUCUCGUUCUCCUGGAAUCGGAGGAUUUUCAGUGUCGCGAAGCAUCGACAGAUGCAGGUCCAGGAUAUUCCCAAUCUUGAUUUUGUCACGGGGUCGAGGUACCUAGAGGCCAAAUUUCUCGGGAACCGUGCCAAGGGGCCCCUUUGGAAGCGGCUUAUCAGAGCCUAUGCCGGCGAGCUUGUGCUCCAAUGGUUGUUAACCUUAAUCAUUGCAUUUCUGUCCCUGUUUCCCCAGGUUGUCCUGUACAACUUCUUGUCUAAAAUUGAGCGGAGCCGAGAGCACACGGCCGCUGACCCGACUGUGUUCUUCUGGGUCUUUGGGCUUUUACUGAGUCAGCUGCUCCAAGUUGGGGUCAACAACUGGCUCAAAUGGAUCACCUCCAGUCGACUCGAGAUUCCGGUGAGCUCGCUUCUGCAGUCUCUUGUCUUCUCUAAGGCCCUCAAGCUCUACGAAACAGCGCCCCCAGGCCAGAAUGCGGAUAAAAACCGCGAUUCCGCCCAGGAAGGUGCCCAGAGAGAUGGGCACCAUGACAGCGGCGAGGGGGCUGGCAAGAAAAAGGCCAAGGAGCCCGAAACCCGACAGUCGGUGAUCAACCACAUGAAGCUGGAUAGUGGCCGCGUUACAAUUUUCUGCACGUAUAACAAUAACUUUCCCAUGGCUAUUUUCAAGCUUAUCCUCGCUGGCGGGUUUGCCGUCAGUUUGAUGGGCUGGUUGCCGGUCGUGUGCGGCUUGGCCGCUGGGUCUUUGAUGGUCCCCUUGAGCUCCAUGCUGUCUAGACGAUAUACGGCCUUGCACUUCGGUCUGAUGAAAUACCGAGAUGGGAAAGCUCACCUCUUGACGGAAGCGCUCCAAGGCAUGCGGCAAAUCCGAUACUCCGCUCUCGAGCAACACUGGGAGAACAAAAUCCUCUCAUCGCGGAACGAAGAGCUUAGGCAGUACUGGAGGGUCGCGCUUUGGCAGUGCUUGGUGGUUUUCAUGGUCAACCUUGGCCCGCUGCUGCUCGCCAGUGUUACUUUCCUCAUUUAUGUGUGGCAGAACGGCACGCACAUCCGAGCCUCCAUCAUUUUCACCUCGCUAGGCUUAUUCGACCAGCUUGACGAGGCUGUAGCGUUACUGCCUCUUCUGCAGAUGUACCUUCUCGAGGCAUGGACCAGCGCCGUGAGACUUGAAAAGUACUUCAACCAGACUGACAAGGCCCCCGUGUCGGAGCCUGGGGAACGUAUUACGUUUGACAACGCGACGGUGGCGUGGCCGAGGGUUCAAGACAGCGAGAUCCCCGAGCCGGGGACGGAAGCGCAGCGGGAAGCGCACUCGAUCCUGAGGGACGCCACUCUGGAUUUCCCGAUCGAACAGCUCAGCGUUAUUACUGGCAAAACGGGCUCUGGGAAGAGUCUUUUGCUUGCGGCACUUCUCGGAGAAGUCAAGCUAUUGUCUGGGGCCGUUCACAUGCCAUCCUCCCCCGAGAUCGACGAUACCGCCACGCACAUUUCGGAGGCCGACUGGAUAGUCCCUCAGCUGACCGCAUUUGUUUCCCAGUCGCCCUGGAUCGAAGGUGGGACGGUCAGGGAAAACAUCACGUUUGGUCUCCCAUUUGUCGCAGAUCGCUACCGCAAGGUCCUCAGGGCCUGCGCUCUCGAAAAGGACAUUGAGCUUCUCGUAGACGGUGAUGCGACGGAAGUCGGCCCCAAGGGGAUCAGUCUUUCAGGCGGCCAGCGUUGGCGUGUCGCCCUUGCCCGGGCUCUCUACUCUCGAGCCGGCAUUCUUGUUCUCGACGAUGUAUUGAGUGCGGUUGACGCCCACGUUGGCAAGCUGAUUGUCGAUGAAGCUCUUACCGGAGUGCUUGCCCGGGGGAGGACCCGCAUCUUGGCCACUCACCAUGCCGAGUUGGUCCUCCCCUACGCGAGCUAUCUUGUUCGUCUCCGUAGCGGCGAGGUUGACUCAGUGGAGCGUCUUGUACCGACUGAUACGGAGCGUAGUGGUGCUGAAGCGCAGCAGGUGUCCGCGGUAUUGGAAUCUUCACAAAAUGAUGACAGUGCUCACCACGGCCACGAUGGCACUAACGGCACUAACGGCACUAACGGCACUAACGGCAUCAACAACAUAAAUGGCCAUGCCGACGCGAACACCUUAAAGAAUCCCAAGAAGGAAGACGAGGAGCAACGGGAGACCGGACGUGUCAAAUGGGAGGUGUACAAAGCUUACUACAAAGCUAGUGGUGGCACCGUCUACUGGUUGAUAGGGAUAUUCAUCCUGCUCCUUGGCCAUUUCCUAACAGUGGCCCGAAACUGGAGUUUGAAGGAGCUGUCACAGCAGGCGGCCUCCGAUACGGUUCAUCUCACCUCGCAAACGGCCCACAUGGUGGUCUCCUUGGUUUAUACCAGCGACUUUGUGUCCGCGAAGGUCGGCGAAACAGAGCACGGUAUCUUCUUUUGGUUGGGUGCCUACAUCGUGAUCGAAUUUGCCAUGCUCUUGGUCCAGAUCAUUCGUGUGAUCGUUUUCUUUUUCGUGGGGUUGACGGCCUCCAAGGCGCUGUUCCAGCGCAUGACGCAUGCCAUUCUUAGAGCACCCUUACGCUGGAUUGACACGGUUCCGUCUGGCCGUAUUCUUAACCGCUUCACCUCAGACACUUUCGUGGUUGACAGACGUCUCUCCAACCAAACGUUUACCUUUAUUCGCAAUAUUCUCUUCUUGGCCGUCAUCAUUGCCACUAGUCUGUCGGUAUCUGUCUACGUAAUAUUUUUUGGCGUCUUACUCUUCCUUCUCUAUGUGGGUGUUGCCCGCGAGUACAUCAUCGCUGCCCGCGAGGUCAAGCGGAUCAACUCGGUUUCGCACUCUCCGAUCUACGACCAGUUUAGCUCCGUCCUUUCAGGCCUCUCCACCAUCCGUGCCUUUGACCGCACCAAUUUCUACAUGGACCGUAUGUAUCGCCUGAUCGACAAUAGCGCUAAGGCGUCAUGGAUGUUGGAGCUGUCCACCCGCUGGAUGGCUUUCAGGAUGGGGGUGCUUGGCGCCUUGUUCGUCAGCGUCGUGGCGAACGCCGUGGCCUUCAGCCGUGUUGACGCUGCCUUGGCUGGUUUCAGCCUGGCUUUCGCCUUGCGGUACACGAACGCGUUGACUUCGCUAUUGCAAUCCUUGACCUCGGUCGAGCUGGGAUUCAAUGCUUGCGAGCGAGUCCUUGAAUACGCCGAGAUCGACACUGAACCGGAGGGCGGCAAGGACGCCCCAGCCGCAUGGCCAGCAGAAGGGAAGAUCGAGGUCAAUAACCUGACGAUUCGUUACGCCGAUGAUCUCCCCCCUGUGUUGAAGAACCUCAACUUCACCGUCGGCGCUGGUGAGCGGAUCGGCAUUGUCGGCCGGACCGGAGCUGGGAAGUCGACCCUCGCUGCGGUUUUAUUCCGCCUGCUCGAUCCUCUUGAAGGUUCCGUUCACGUUGACAACGUGGAUAUCUCAACGUUGAAGUUGUCUCAGCUGCGCAGCCGUCUUGCCAUCAUUCCGCAAGACCCCUUUCUAUUCUCGGGCACCCUUCGUUCAAACUUGGAUAUGGAGGGAAUUCUCGAAGACCACGAGCUGCUUGAGUCGCUGAAACGCGUACACUUGAUUGAGAGCGACGAAGAUACAGAUGACCAAACCGCACCCGUCGUACCAGACAGUAAUACUCUCGCCAGCACAUCGGGAUCGACCAUAUUACCGGGCCUCCGUUCCGAGACGGCGACCGAGGCGUCGACAACAAUCAAUGCCGAGCCGACCGUGAUCGACCCCAUACCAGAACCGCAGCCCGGCCAGGACAGUUCAAACAUCUUCACAAACCUUUCCACCCCUGUCAGCACAGGGGGCGCCAAUCUCUCCCAGGGACAACGCCAACUCGUGUGCCUGGCCAGGUCUCUCCUUAAACGGCCCAAAAUUGUCGUACUUGACGAAGCCACGAGCGCGGUCGAUCGGGGAACGGACAGCAACAUCCAAGAGUCGCUACGGCAAGAGUUCGCGGCCGCGGGAUGCACGGUGCUUGUUAUCGCUCAUCGCCUGUCAACCGUGGCCGACUUCGAUCGGGUGUUGGUUCUGGAGAAAGGCCGUGUAGCUGAGAUUGGCACGCCCCGUGAGCUUUUGCUCGCAGGUAUGAGGCGGGCGGCGGAUGAAACGACGGAGGGUGCUAGCGGCAUCGAUGAUGACGACAGCGCUAGUGCCUCGCAAACCCAGGAUGGGGAAGAAGAAGCGGUAGAUGGUACCGGCGCGUUUUGGGAAUUGGUGCAAAAGAGCGCCGAGAAGGAGAAGCUUUUGGACAUGAUUCUUGGUGCGGAGAAAGAUACGUUGACAGAGUCGAUCCUUGGCCACGGCGAUCGUUAG
Messenger RNA from Dichotomopilus funicola, 4845 nucleotides. RefSeq lists its product as uncharacterized. Gene Ontology annotation, cellular component: membrane. Lineage: Eukaryota; Fungi; Ascomycota; Sordariomycetes; Sordariales; Chaetomiaceae. The coding region runs from base 1 to 4845 and encodes 1614 amino acids. The transcript has 6 exons. Gene Ontology annotation, molecular function: ATP hydrolysis activity; ATP binding; ABC-type transporter activity. The record is from RefSeq and is a predicted model, not a curated record. Gene Ontology annotation, biological process: transmembrane transport.